UAUUAUCUUCUAAUAAUGCAACUAAUAAUAAUAACCUUCAACAAUCUUUAUCAGAUGAAAAUUUAUCUUCUACUAAAUCAUCCAAUGAAAGUAGUUCACGAGAAUUUCAGUCUGCACCAUCUAUUAAUGAAAUUGUAGAUGAUAAUAAUAAUGAUACUCAACAAUCUUUUAAUAUAAUUAAAGUUGAUGAUAAUAACGAUACUCAACAAUCUUCUGGUGAAACUAUAAUCAAAAAUAAUAAUAAUACUUAUCAAUUUUUGGGUGAGACAAUAAUCGAAGAUAAUAAUGAUACUCAUCAAUCUUCAG
This is a messenger RNA of Dentiscutata erythropus, 306 nucleotides long. The record is from the annotation of a GenBank genome assembly. Lineage: Eukaryota; Fungi; Glomeromycota; Glomeromycetes; Diversisporales; Gigasporaceae.